Pecten maximus is the source of this 2172-nucleotide messenger RNA. Its product is annotated as zinc finger protein 862-like. The coding region runs from base 1 to 2172 and encodes 723 amino acids. The transcript has a single exon. NCBI's taxonomy places the organism in Eukaryota, Metazoa, Mollusca, Bivalvia, Pectinida, Pectinidae. The record is from RefSeq and is a predicted model, not a curated record. Gene Ontology annotation, molecular function: protein dimerization activity.
AUGUCUUCGGGAAAAAGAAAAACGCCGUGUGAUGGGUCCGUGAAAAGUAAAAAACGAACUGUAUUACACUAUUUUUCGGUGAGUCAACGGUCAGAUAAUAACAAUGACGGAACGAUCGAUGAUUCCACAACGCAAUCGGACGGUGCUUCAGUGAAAAAUACGGAGCAAUCCGACAUUGAAAUUACUGAAUAUAAGCCGGUGGACCAAACGGAAUCAUCGACAUCGGGCCGCGUGUUUCAGAGCAAAUGGUUUUCUCUCUUCUCAUGGGUGACAUUUAACGAAGAAAAAAAUGUGAUGCAGUGUAGUUUGUGUUUAAAGCAUCGGAAAGUAAACACUUUGACCGAAGGUACGUCCAAUUUCCGUACUAGCACUCUGACUAGGCAUGCUGAUGGAAAGGAUCACAAGGCUGCGGUUUUAGCAGAAAAUAUGAAAUCCGAUUUUGUCACAGCAAUUAAAAACGUUACAAAUGAAAAAGAAAAUGCACUGUCGGUAGCUAUGAGGUCUGUUUAUUGGCUUGCAAAGGAAAACUUACCCCUUCAUAAACAUUCAAGUUUGAUGGAAUUUUUGAAAAUAAACGACUGUCCAAACAUUGACAAACUAUCUCAAGGGCAUGUUACAUACACUUCUGAUUCAACAGCUAAUGACAUGUUGGAAACACUCGCAUCAUCAAUUAGAGGUAACAUAAACAUGAUGUUAACAAAAUCACCAUUUAUCAGUAUUUUUGCUGAUGAGAGCACAGACAUUGGCAUGCAGAAGAAACUGGUAGUGUAUGCUCGUGUGUUAGACCCGGACACUUAUAAGCCCUCUACCCAUUUCAUUGAAAAUGUGAAAAUUGCAAAUGGAACUGGAAAAGCUGUUGCAGAGGCAUUAAUAUCUUGUUUGGAGGAAAGGGAUGUUCCCAUGAGUAAAGUUAUGGGAUUAGGGAGUGAUGGGGCAAAAGUCAUGACUGGUAAAAAGGAGGGUGUAACUGGUUAUUUGAUGAGGAAAAACCCAAUGAUGUUAAAUUUCCACUGUAUUGCACAUAGACUUGCACUUGUCAGUUCUCAAGCAGCAAGUGAUGUACCCUACAUAAAAGAAUUCCAAGAGACACUUACAGGAAUGUUUUAUUUCUUUAAAGCAUCUGCAAAUAGGUGUGAGAAGCUGGCAUCUAUACAAUCACUGUUAGAAGAGCCUACAUUAAAGGUCAGGGAAAUCCAUGAAGUUCGAUGGAUGUCAAUUUACAAAGCAGUUGAGUCAGUAUAUAGAACACUAGAUUCUCUUAUCACUUUGUUUGCAAAUGAAAAGGAUGCAAAGGCUAAGGGAUAUUCAAGGAAAUUGGCCAACCACAAGUUCAUUGCAACAACAUACAUGUUAAUGGAUAUCCUUCCUAUCAUUACUGAAAUGUGCCUAGUGUUCCAAAAAACUGACUUGGAUGUUGCGAUGGUACAGGUUUCUGUAGACAACUGUAUUGCUACACUGGAGAAGUACAAGAACGGAGAUACUUUACAGAACACAUAUCUUGGGCAGCUUAAGGAACACCUGAUAGAAACUGAUGGUAAAAUGUACUUCAAAGGACAUCUGAUAACAAAGACGCCACAAGAUGUAAACAAAAACAGAGUACAAUUUAUUGAAAGCCUGAUCGCCAAGUUGAAUGACAGGUUCCCAAAGAAAGACAGUAACAUCAUGUAUGCAUAUGGUGUCCUUGGAUUGAGACCUAUCUCAUUUCUCAGCAAGUCAGAUUUGGAGGCAUGGGGUAAUGAGAAGAUAGAGGUCCUUUGCACACACUUUGGAACCACCCAGCAGCACGGAGAAGGGGAGACUGAUCCUAUAAUUGAUACAGAAAAAACUAAACAAGAAUGGAACCAGCUGAAACCUCUUGUGCUCAAUUCAGGGUAUCCCAGGGACAAACUGUCUGUACUGUGGAGUCUUAUCAACUCUUACCACAAGGAUGAUUUCCCCAACUUGUUGACCUUAGCUGGCCUGGCAUUGACAGCUCCCAUUCACACUGCUGACUGUGAACGUGGCUUUAGUGGACAAAACAGAAUCAAAACUAGCUACAGAAACAGGAUAAAGCCAUCUACAGUUGAUGACCUGUUAACUGUAUCACUUGAAGGACUGCCAGUUAAAGAGUUUAACUUUAGUGAAAGUGUUAAAAUCUGGAAGGCAAAGAAACAAAGAAAAAUCUUUUCCUAA